Molecule: messenger RNA, 2645 nt
Organism: Onychostruthus taczanowskii (white-rumped snowfinch)
Lineage: Eukaryota; Metazoa; Chordata; Aves; Passeriformes; Passeridae
Gene: ISM2
Product: isthmin 2
Exons: 6
Coding region: 652-2160 (502 amino acids)
Source: RefSeq, a predicted model, not a curated record
GAGCGGAGCGGGCGGUGGCGCCCCGGAGGGGGCAGCGCCCGGAGGGAGAGGGGGGAGGUCUGGCAGUGCCGGCAGCCUCCGAGCGGGGCAGGGGCCGUGCCCGGGGCAGGCAGCCGCGGUCCAAGGCGGGAGGGGCUGCACCGGGCUUCAUGCGAGCAGGAGCCUCUCCCCGCCGAGCGGCCUCCCGUCCGCCCGCCGGUGCCUGCAGAGCUGCGGCAGCACCGGGGAGUGACUCGGAGAGGGGAGGAGAAGAGAAGGAAAAGAAAUCGGAUUGCCGAAAGGAUUAGGAAGUGGGGUGGGGAACCCAAGCUCUCUCCCUCCCUCCUUCCCCACACACAUUUGUGAAGCUUUUCAGAGUUAUCCUUCAGCAUCAGUACCGGCGGGCGACCCGGGGGAGCCGCGACAGCGGAAGGUGCUCGGCAAACUGCAAGAGCGAUCAGAGGCAGCGGAGUGGCCCGGGCCGGCGGACCCUGCCCCGGCCCCUGCCCGCGGGACACCGCACUUCCCGGCUCCGGUGGUUUAUAUAUAAGAUACAUAUAUUUUUAAGUUCUUACUGUUCCUCUCGGAGGACAGGAUUUGGAGCAUUAAGGGCAGGCGUGCUGCCAGACCGCCUGCCCUGGACGUGCGAGGCGGGGAGAGAGGAAGGGAGAGAUGCCUCUGAUUAGAGGGAAAGUCGUGCUCAUCCUCGGAUUCGUCUUCCUGACAACUUUCCUGGCUGCGGUGAGAGGGCUACCCGUGAGGGGGAAACAGCGCAGCAAUACCCCGAAGGAGAGGAGCUCCAAGCUGGCGGAGGUAUCAGCAUCAUCCAGCCCCCGUUCAGCGGGGGACGAGGAGCUGCCGCCGUCGGGCAGGGCGCGGGCGCUGAGGCGGAGCGGGCAGGCCGGCCCGCGGCGGCACAGGCGCAGAGGGCUGGCUCAGCAGGCUGCCAGGAGCCCGGCGCUGCCCCAGCCCAGUGCUGCUGGCCAGGAGGAGAGCCUGCCCUUCAUGCUGGACCUGCAGAACUUGCCGGGGCUGGCCAAUGUGGACCUGAGUGCCCAGAACCCCAACAUCCAGGUGACCAUUGAAGUGGUGGAUGAUCCUCAGGCUGAGAUGGAGAUGGACUUGUUGAAGGAGACAAGCAAUGACUGGUCUCUGACAUCCUCUGAGUGGUUGUCCCACAAGGACCUAUUCUGGCCCCUCUUCUGGGAAUACACUGACCCUGCUGAGGGGGAGGAGGAGGAAGAUGAAGAGGAGGAGGAAGAAGAGGAAGAGGAUGACAACCUGGAUGUUGGGGACAGGGAGGAAGAAGAGGAUGAUGAUGAAGAGGAAGAUUACACAACAGAUUAUGAGGAGGAGGAGUCCAUGCUUAGUGGAGUAGGCGGUAACUGGGACCAGCGAUGGCCUGGGCAGAAAAACUGGAUCUUCAAGGAAAAAUAUAAUUACGACUAUGAAGAUGAGGAGGAGUGGAGCCCAUGGUCCCCUUGCAGCAUCACCUGUGGCAGUGGCAACCAGAAGAGGACCCGGUCCUGUGGCUAUGCCUGCACAGCGACAGAGUCGAGGACCUGCGAUCUCACACACUGCCCUGGAGCAGAAGGAGAGAUGAUCUUCCCUACAGAGGAGACGCCUUUUAAAAGUGACAACACCACAGAGCUGUUCAACUCAGAGGUGGACAGCUGUGAGAAGUGGCUGAACUGCAAGAGCGACUUCCUCACCAAGUACCUGAGCAAGGUGCUGACGGACCUGCCCAGCUGCCCCUGCUCCUACCCGCUGGAGGCCGUCUACAGUGCCGUCAACCUGCGCGAUGAGCAGCGGGGCAAGAGCUUCCGAUGGCGGGAUGCCAGCGGCCCCAAGGAGCGCCUGGACAUCUACAAGCCCACGGCACGCUUCUGCCUGCGCUCCAUGCUGUCCCUGGACAGCACCACCCUGGCCGCCCAGCACUGCUGCUACGAUGAGCACACCCGUCUCAUCACCCGCGGCAAGGGGGCCGGUGUCCCCAACCUCAUCAGCACCGAGUUCUCUCCGGAGCUGCACUACAAGGUGGACAUGCUGCCCUGGAUCCUUUGCAAGGGUGACUGGAGCCGGUAUCACGCCGUCCGGCCUCCCAACAAUGGGCAACGGUGUGCCGACAACCCCGCCGAGGAGGAGUACCUGUCCCAGCUGCAGGAGGCCAAGGAGUACUAGCCACAGCCACUCUCAAAGGUGCCACCAGCACCACUGGCUUGCGUCCCUGCGCAGCCUGGCCAGCCCUGACCCUGCUCAUGGGCUCCUCAGCGGUGCCAGGCAAAACGCGGAGGAUGUGCCGUCUGUCUCAUCCCCUCAGAGGAGUGUCUCCUCCGAUUUCUGAGGGUACUGGAGGUUAUUGUGGUGCAGUCCCUGCCGUGCCACCCAGGGCAGUCCUGCAGUCCAGAGCUCCUGGCCUGGCAUGUGGAAAGCAGCAGGGGCUGGGAGGUAUAAGGGGAACAAGGGGCUGCUCCUUUCUGCUUUUAUUCUCUAUGACCUUUCAGUGCAGCCUGAAAGCUGAGCACAGGGUGAAUGAAGUGGGCUCAGCUCCUGCUGGCUUCACACCACAUCUGAGGAGCAUGCCUGCGGCAUGGCUGCCUGCCCUUGUCUGUACACCUGCCCUGGCACAUGCUGGUUUAUGUCUGAAACUGGGGGUAGGUCUUCCU